This is a messenger RNA of Lachnellula hyalina, 1212 nucleotides long. It is a transcript of the gene RCL1, whose product is annotated as RNA 3'-terminal phosphate cyclase-like protein. NCBI's taxonomy places the organism in Eukaryota, Fungi, Ascomycota, Leotiomycetes, Helotiales, Lachnaceae. The transcript has a single exon. Gene Ontology annotation, molecular function: RNA endonuclease activity. Gene Ontology annotation, cellular component: nucleolus. Gene Ontology annotation, biological process: ribosome biogenesis; endonucleolytic cleavage of tricistronic rRNA transcript (SSU-rRNA, 5.8S rRNA, LSU-rRNA). The coding region runs from base 1 to 1212 and encodes 403 amino acids. The record is from RefSeq and is a predicted model, not a curated record.
AUGAUGACCCCAAACCCCGAAUUCUUACGCUUCACGACGCAUAAAUCCCUCACCCAACGCCUUGUUUUCUCCACAUUGACAGGACGGCCUAUACACGUAUCCCAAAUACGCUCCUCGUCCCCUACAAACCCCGGACUCGCGCCCCACGAAAUAUCCUUCCUCCGACUCCUAGACAGCAUAACAAAUGGCUCGUCUCUACAGAUAUCAUACACGGGAACAACCUUCACGUACGUUCCUGGUCUUAUCACCGGGAGCGUGGUAAAUAGCGGGGAUGUGGUGAAAUGCGCAUUACCGGAGAGCUGUCGGCGGGGUGUCAGCUGGUUCUUAAUCCCGCUGUGCAUGCUGGCUCCAUUCUCAAAGGCGCCGCUGAACGUCAGAUUUGAGGGUGAGGGUGUCAUCACGAGUGCGACGGAGACGGGGGAUGUUUCUGUGGACAGCGUGAGGACGGCGAUAUUGCCGCUGUAUGAGCAAUUUGGGAUCAUGGGCGCGAAACUGGAGUUGAGGGUGCUGCAGAGGAGUUGUGCUGGCUCGGGGGGCAAAGGGGGAGGUGGGGUGGUGGAGUUGAGAUUUGGUAGUCAAGUUAGACUGCCAAAGACGCUGCAUAUGAACCGGAAUCCGGGGCGUGUGAGGAAGAUUAGAGGUGUGGCAUAUUGUACGGGUGUGAGCGCGAGUGGUAAUGCGAGGAUGAUUCAUGCGGCGAGGGGAGUGCUGAAUCCAUUAGUUGGGGAUGUACAUGUGGCGGCGCAGUAUGAUCAGGCUCCUCUUAUAUCGAGUGGGGAUAGAAAUGAUCCGGGGAAGAAGAAGAGAACAGGAGUAGGGUUUGGGUUGGCGUUGAUUGCGGAGAGUAGUGCUGAGGGGGUCAUAUACUCGGCCGAUGUGGCGGCGCCCAGUUCUGGGGGUGUGACACCUGAGGAUAUUGGAAAGCAGUGUGCAUAUCAGCUACUGGAGAAUAUCUCACAAGGAGGAUGUGUUACCAGGGUUGGUGCUGGGACUGUGCUCACACUGAUGGCCAUGGGAUCGGAGGACGUUGGAAGAGUGAGGUUAGGCAGAGAUGUGCUUGGUACGGAGGAUGUAAUACUACUGGGAAGGGAUCUGAAGAAGUUUGGAGCAAGUAGUUGGGGUAUGAGGGAUGCAGAAGAUGAUGAAACUGGAGACAUCAUAGUCAGCGUCAAAGGAAUAGGCGUAGGAAACGUAGGGAGAAAAGUAGCGUAA